CUGUUCUCACAUUAUUCAAACAGAUUAAGUUUGUAUGAAGUACAAAUUACUCAGAAAGAUUUCUCGUGGUCAAACAACAACCUAACCAGUGCUAUGUAUUAAUUGAAAACUUCAGAUGAAAAAAGUGACUCAAUUGUAAAAUACGUACCGAUAAAAGGUGUCAGUAAACAUUUAAAAUUGUUUGUUGACGUGUCAGGGGGGAGGGGAUUUGCUUGUUUUCGUAAGUGAUCCUUCGGCGGUUUUGUUAUAUCGAAGAAAGGUAUGGACGGACGGCUUUAUUACAACCAACUGAUUUGAGUACUUCACUGUUAAGUCGGGAUUAUUUUUCUCAUCCUCACUGAAUGUAUCGUGAAUGCUGCUGGCUUGUUUUCAAAAACAUUUUAUGAGAAAGAGUCUAACAAUAAACUGUGUGUGUCAACACUCCAGCGACAGCUUUUUAUGAGAAAGAAUCUAACAAUAAACUUUGUGAGUCAACACUCCAGCGCCAGCAGAUAAAGAACUUUUAAAAGUGGAAAUCAAGAAAGAUUUUACAAUAGAUCAUUGGAAAUGCCCAAUAAAUCACCUGUCAAAAUGAUGGAAUUGAUUGUGUUAAAGACGUGAUAUAUGAGAUGGAAAUAGAUAAUGGAAAUGGUCAGGAAAGCUGCUGUGAUCAUGACAUGACCACAAAACAUUACAAUAAGAAACUCCGAUUACCUUCUGAGGCAGCACCAUCUAGCUAUGAACGUGUAUUGGAAUGGGAUACUCGCACGGAAGAAAAUUUAGUUCAUAACUUUAGCAAGAGACAAUCGUCUGUACCGUAUGACAACAUUACACAUGACGAGAACCAUCAUUAUGUUAAAGAUGAUAUAAACCAUUCCAGUAAUCAUGUUGAUGAUCUCAGAAGUGAACAUUGGCACGAAAAUGUAAUUCCUGACAAAAUUGUCAGUCAGCCAUCAAGUUUUGCAAGUAAUGAUGAGGCACUUUAUGAUCAUGAUAUUUUCGUCGAGGAAUUAGUCUUGCCUGACGAAACUGAAGAUGCCGUGUUCGCCAAUUACUUGAAAUGCCAUACUUGUUACGAUAUUAUGCCAAAAAGUGCAAAAAUAGUUGUUUUUGAUACAAGAUUAUUGGUAAAGAAGGCUUUCUACGCUUUGGUAGCAAAUGGUGUGAGGUCAGCGCCAUUGUGGGACAACGCUAAACAGGAUUAUGUUGGAAUGUUGACAAUAUCAGAUUUUAUCAACAUAUUGGUUAACAAUUAUAAAUCGCCCUUGGUUCAAAUUGAAGAACUUGAAGAGCAUCGAAUUGAAACGUGGAGAGAACUGUGUGAACAACAGCUGCCUUCAAUUUUGAUUCAAAUAUCUCCGCUUCAAAGUCUCUAUGAUGCGUGUGAGCUGCUGAUAAAGAAUAAAAUUCAUCGUUUGCCUGUCAUCGAUCCACCUUCGUCCAAUUUUCUUUUUGUGAUAUCACAUAAACGAAUUCUUCAUUUUCUUCAUAAACACUUAAGUGAAAUGAUCAUGCCUGACUUUAUGUACAAGACUUUGGGGGAGUUGGGUGUUGGAACUUUCGGAAAGAUUGCAACGAUUAAUCCUGAAACCCCACUGAUCGCAGCACUAAAUAUGUUUGUUGAAUACAAAGUUUCGGCGUUACCUAUCGUGGAUAAAAAUGGUGUUGUUGUGGAUAUUUAUGCAAGAUUUGAUGUUAUUAAUUUAGCAGCGGAAAAAAGUUACAAUAAUUUGGAUGUUCCGGUUGUUCAAGCAUUGAAACACAGAUCUGAGGGAUUUGAAGGUGUUCAUCGAUGCCGUUUAAAUGAGACACUUCACGCUGUCGUUGAUAGAAUCGUAAAAGUUGGAGUACAUCGUCUUAUUGUUGUAGAUAAAGACGAUCAUAUUGUUGGAGUGAUGUCAUUGUCUGAUAUUCUUCGAGUACUCGUUCUUCAUCCUCCAGGUAUUAUCACAGUAUAGUCGAUGAAUAUUGAAAGACAAUUUGGAAAGUUUUUCAACACUUCUCCCUCAUCAUGAACAGUAGACGUACUCACGUCAUUUCGUAGCCUUCGACCACUUUUACUUAAACAAGUGUGUUAUCAUUUAUAAAUGUUUAAAUGCUGAUAUGCGCAGCUUAGCAAGUGAAAGUGUGAACUUACUAUAUGGAUAUAUAUAUUAUUGCGUUUAUCAAAGCAGUGAAGCAUGGACGUUAGUUGCUCAUUUGCUAGAGAAUACACUGUGUGAAAAUUGUGAUAAAUUAUAGCAAUUGUUGUACCUCAGCAGCCAACAAUCAAA
Molecule: messenger RNA, 2252 nt
Organism: Xenia sp. Carnegie-2017
Lineage: Eukaryota; Metazoa; Cnidaria; Anthozoa; Malacalcyonacea; Xeniidae
Product: 5'-AMP-activated protein kinase subunit gamma-1-like
Exons: 19
Coding region: 609-1937 (442 amino acids)
Source: RefSeq, a predicted model, not a curated record